UUUCUCUUCUGUAAAUCAAGGAGAGAAUGGUGAAGGAUACAAGGUCGUUAGAUUGGAAACCAUGGUCUGUAUUCAAGCAAUCCCAUUUUCUAGUGAGAUUUUCUGUUUCAGUUCUAGUGAUAUGUCUCGGUUUUCACAUCAUUUACUCUACUAUCACUAAUGAUGAUAUUUAUUCAAUGGGAUUUCUGUCAACUGCCAUCACUAAAACUCCUUCUGUAGAGACGGCGGUGUCGCCGCCACGUGCUGCUCCUUCUGUACUGAAAACAGUAGACGAUACGGUCUCACCAGCACCUGCUCCUUUAGUGGAUUCCGCUAAGUUGCAGACAAGCAAAAAUCAGAAUCAGAUUCCAAUGAAAGAAAAGUGUGAUCUUUCAAUUGGGGAAUGGAUUCCGGAUCCAUCAGGACCUGUGUACAAUACUGAGAGUUGUUCUAAUAUCCUUCCUGACGACCAGAAUUGUAUUAAAAAUGGGCGACCAGAUUCAGGGUUCCUAUACUGGAGGUGGAAACCACGAGAUUGCGAAUUACCAAGGUUUAAUGCAGUGAAAUUUCUUGAUUCAAUGCGAAAUAAACAUUGGGCUAUCAUUGGUGAUUCUAUUUCUCGAAACCAUGCUCAAUCAUUUCUCUGCAUUCUAUCCAAAGUGGAAGCAGCGAAUGAAGCUUACCAUGACGAGGGGUUCAGAACUCAACGCUGGCACUUUCCCUCAUAUAACUUCUCCCUCACGGUGAUCUGGUCUCCAUUCUUAGUUAAGGCCUCUGAAGAUGCAAAUGUUUUUCGGUUAGACCUCGAUAAACUAGAUAAGAAAUGGGCAGAUCAAUAUUCAAGUUUCGAUCAUGUGAUAAUUUCUUGUGGAAGAUGGUUUCUGAGGGAUUCAACUUACUACGAAAACAACACAAUGCUAGGUUGUCAUAACUGUCCAGAGAAGAACUUGACAGAAUAUCGGUUGGACAAUGGUUAUCGUAAAGCCCUUAGAACGGUAUUCGACUUUGUGCAGACUUCUAAUCACAGCGCCGUAGUUUUGUACAGGACCACAACACCAGUCCAUUACGAGAAUGGGUAUGGAAACGCAGGAGGAACAUAUGAUAGAACUGCGCCAUGUAAAGAAGGAGAGAUUCAUUUGAACGAUGAGGAAGUUAUUUUCCGUAAUGUUGAGUUGGAAGCAUUCAAGGAUUCAGAAACCAUUGGAUACUCCGGUAAAAAAAUAACUACGAAACUUUUGAACGUUUCUAAACUUUCAUUACUUAGGCCUGACGGACAUCCUGGUCCAUACUGGCAUUUCCAUCCGUUAGCUAAGGAUAAAAAUGCCACAGAUCCGAAUCCUGACUACUUGCACUGGUGUUUACCAGGACCUAUUGAUAAUUGGAACGAUUUGAUCAUGGAGAUGGUGUUAAACGAUUAAUAUUUCUUGUAAAUGACAGAAAUAAAUGUUCGAUUAUUUUCUCUGCCAAUAAUACCAUUUAGCACUAAACUUAUCAGCAGGGACAGGGGUGUCAACUGUGUGGUUGUGGUAGUGAAUACCCAGAAGUCCAA
Messenger RNA from Papaver somniferum (opium poppy), 1528 nucleotides. Its product is annotated as protein trichome birefringence-like 23. Bases 27 to 1397 code for a protein of 456 amino acids. Gene Ontology annotation, cellular component: Golgi apparatus. The transcript is spliced from 3 exons. The record is from RefSeq and is a predicted model, not a curated record. Gene Ontology annotation, molecular function: O-acetyltransferase activity. Lineage: Eukaryota; Viridiplantae; Streptophyta; Magnoliopsida; Ranunculales; Papaveraceae.